GAUCCAGGAGCAGCUAGUAGAGAUCGGAGCUCGCGCCAACAUCGCCGCCAGCAGUAGCACUCCGGUGUGGACGCGCCUCCCUGCCCGGCAACUGCAGGCUGCGCCCCGCUCGGGCGGCUCCCCCUGCAGAGCUCCGCUCCGCCCAGCCAACAGCAAGAGCCGCCGUCGCCGCCGGGAAGGCAGGGAGGGCGAGAGCUGCCGGCCGGCCGCCCUCAGCAAAGGGACCCGCCGUCAACCACUGCUGCCCUCCGCCUUCCUCCUCCUGCUGCUGCUGAGACUGAAAGCCCUCCUCUCCGAUCACCCCUCGCCGGAGCCAAGCACCAUGUCGACGGGAGGAGACUUUGGGAACCCGCUAAGGAAAUUCAAACUGGUCUUCCUGGGGGAGCAAAGCGUUGGGAAGACAUCCCUGAUCACAAGGUUCAUGUAUGACAGUUUUGACAACACAUACCAGGCUACAAUUGGAAUCGACUUCUUAUCUAAAACCAUGUACUUGGAAGACCGGACAGUACGGUUGCAGCUUUGGGACACAGCAGGCCAGGAGAGAUUCCGAAGCUUGAUCCCCAGUUACAUUCGAGACUCCACAGUAGCUGUGGUGGUCUAUGACAUCACAAAUCUCAACUCCUUCCAGCAGACAUCCAAAUGGAUUGAUGAUGUUAGAACAGAAAGAGGAAGUGAUGUCAUUAUUAUGUUAGUAGGCAACAAAACAGAUCUUGCAGAUAAGAGGCAGAUAACAAUUGAAGAAGGGGAACAGAGAGCUAAAGAGCUGAAUGUCAUGUUUAUUGAGACAAGUGCAAAAACAGGAUACAAUGUAAAACAGCUCUUCCGACGUGUUGCUUCAGCUUUGCCAGGAAUGGAGAGUGUUCAAGAGAAGAGCAAAGAAGGAAUGAUUGACAUAAAGUUGGACAAACCACAGGAACCACCAGCCAGUGAAGGAGGGUGUUCUUGUUAAUGCAAAGCGCAGGAUUCGUCAGCUCCAUUUGACACCACACGCUUGUUGUGUUGCUUCCUAUUGGUUAGCUUCCUAAUACUACGACUUGAGUUAUUAAAUGGGGAGAAUCUCUUUUCUCUCUCUGUCUCUCCAGGGAAGGGAGGGGAGGGGGUGGCAGGGAUCAGAAUACAUUAUUCAACAGCUGGUUCUAUUUUAUUUUGUUGGGUUUGGCUGUAAUAUAUUGUACUUUAUUAAAAAUGCCAAAACAAUUCAGAAUUUUAAAUAAGACACUUUAAUUGUGUGAAUACAGCUCUCGGCCAUGGGGACUUGUAUCUUUUUUGGGCACUUUUUUUAAUUGUAAAUUUGUAAACUUACAGAGACAACCCCAAGAUUAUACAGGCUGGCUAAUUUCAGUGUUUGGCAUAAAUAGUAGACACACCUUGUAGGAGACUAGUCCCAAAUUCACAGUCCAAUGACAGGCUAGCAAUGUGUGCUGCAGUCGCCAAUAUGCAAAAGGCCUCUGACUAUAUAGCCAUGUAGAGGUGGACGAGAAAGCUACAACUAGAGACACUUUGUUCAUGAUACAGGCAGUGCACCUCCAUAGCUCCCAAAUGGCUUCACAGGGCCUAUAGUGCAUGCACAUCUUGCUAUCAUGUUUCAUACUGCAUUUUAUUAUACUACGAGAGCAGUUUCUUUGUAGCACUGCUAGGGCAGGUACAUGUUUUAAGAUUGUCACUUGUCACAUAGUCUUAAAUCCAUUUGAAAAAAAAUCACACUAGCUAGCAGAAGCCACCACGCACAUACACUAGGGGUGUAUUUGUGAAACCAAUGGCAUUGCUGUCACUUUAAAUGUACAGUUGUCCCAUGGGGUUCUGAUCAUCUUUGUUCUCUGCCAGCACAUCACAGCCAAAUAUGGCUGCCAGUUUAACUUUAAAAUUGUGUUGAAGAAAGCACUCAAAAUUGUUGGGGGGGGGGGGCAUUACUCCAUUGUGUCCAGAUGGAUUAAUCUCUAAGCUUAUGGUUAGAAGCAGAUUCCUUCAAGGAAGCAACUCAAAAUGGUGGCCAAGAUUUAACCAGAACUGUCAGUUAGUCAUUUCAAUCAUAGUCCAUUGGGACCAGCUCACUUUUAGCCGAAUGUACUAUUCAUGGUGGUUGAUCAUUAUUAUGAGUGAUAAUAACUUUUGCAUGAGUGGACAAAGAGAGGAAGAAGGCCCUGUUGCUUAAGAAGAGAAGAAUGCUUUGGCAACAAAGAUGCGAUAGAUAAUGUAUUUAAUUUUUGUAUACGUGUGUGCAUGUUUUAUAUUGACAUAAAACAUACAUUACACACUCACACACAAUAUACAUGCUUGGUUUCUCCCACUGUUAUGACUUGAAUUGCAAACAAGAAACAGUUGUGGAAAAUUACAAUUGCUGCAGUGUGUGGGUCUAGAAGGUUUUUGUUAUUGUUGAGGAAAAGUGUGACUUGUCAUGUCUUCAAUAAAUUAAACUCAGAUUCAUGUGUAACUGGAAAAAA
This is a messenger RNA of Heteronotia binoei (common prickly gecko), 2441 nucleotides long. RefSeq names its product RAB6B, member RAS oncogene family (gene RAB6B). Lineage: Eukaryota; Metazoa; Chordata; Lepidosauria; Squamata; Gekkonidae. The transcript has 8 exons. The record is from RefSeq and is a predicted model, not a curated record. Bases 323 to 949 code for a protein of 208 amino acids. Gene Ontology annotation, molecular function: GTP binding; GTPase activity.